This is a messenger RNA of Ruditapes philippinarum (Manila clam), 2255 nucleotides long. RefSeq names its product serine/arginine repetitive matrix protein 2-like. Lineage: Eukaryota; Metazoa; Mollusca; Bivalvia; Venerida; Veneridae. The record is from RefSeq and is a predicted model, not a curated record. The transcript has 4 exons. The coding region runs from base 86 to 2194 and encodes 702 amino acids.
ACAAGUAAAGUACCGGAAGUAGUGAUACGGAUAAGCCAUGUUUUACGUCACGACAUAAAAUGGAGUAAAGCUGUAUAAUGAAAGCAUGACAACUGCCUUUAUAUGUCACAUAAUUGUCAUACUUAGUGUUUGCCGUCUUAAUUUGGGCGAUGGGAAUACAAGUAGAUUGUCGUGCCCGACUGGUUAUGGCAGGUUUGAACAGCACUGUUUCUAUAUAGGCAAGUUCAACGAAACGCUCGUAGACGCGGAAAUGAGAUGUUUAAAUACUGGAGGAAAUUUGAUUUGGAUAUCUGAUUUGGAAAAAAGUCGUCUGGUCAACAGGUACUUACAAGAAAACAAGAAAAACAUCGCUCAUGCAUUUCUGUAUGGUUGGCUUGGACCGCUUCCACAAAACAUUUCUGAUAUCGCAUGGCAAGGCAGCGAUACUAGAGCAACCGUUAUUAUCAACAAAAUUCAUAAGCCACCGUCCUUUAAUCAUACCAUAGAUGGAAUUAAGGCAAAAGUUACAAUAGCCAGAGGAGGUCCCAAAUUCAAACAACCACGUUUGAAGGCAUUCACAUUCUGUGAAUCAGAACCCAAAAUUUCAAAGAUUGAAAUUGACCACUAUCUUCCAAAAGCGACACAAAAUGAAAUGUUAAACUUAUCUAAACGAACAAAACGAUCGACAAGACGUCAUACGAAAAGACGUAGUUAUAAGAGGAGAAGAACGCCAGCGAGACGAUCUGGUAGAAGAAGGCAAUAUCGAAAGAAAAAGGGACGAACGCCAGCGAGGAGAUCUGGUAGAAGAAGGCAAUAUCGAAAGAAAAAGGGACGAACGCCAGCGAGGAGAUCUGGUAGAAGAAGGCAAAAUCGAAAGAAAAAGGGAAGAACGCCAGCGAAGAGAUCUGGUAGAAGAAGGCAAUAUCGAAAGAAAAAGGGACGAACGCCAGCGAGGAGAUCUGGUAGAAGAAGGCAAAAUCGAAGGAAAAAGGGAAGAACGCCAGCGAGGAGAUCUGGUAGAAGAAGGCAAAAUCGAAGGAAAAAGGGAAGAACGCCAGCGAAGAGAUCUGGUAAAAGAAGGCAAAAUCGAAGGAAAAAGGGAAGAACGCCAGCGAGGAGAUCUGGUAGAAGACGGCAAAAUCGAAGGAAAAAGGGAAGAACGCCAGCGAAGAGAUCUGGUAAAAGAAGGCAAAAUCGACGGAAAAAGGGAAGAACGCCAGCGAGGAGAUCUGGUAGAAGAAGGCAAAAUCGAAGGAAAAAGGGAAGAACGCCAGCGAGGAGAUCUGGUAGAAGAAGGCAAAAUCGAAGGAAAAAGGGAAGAACGCCAGUGAGGAGAUCAGGUAAAAGAAGGCAAAAUCGAAGGAAAAAGGGAAGAACGCCAGCGAGGAGAUCUGGUAAAAGAAGGCAAAAUCGAAGGAAAAAGGGAAGAACGCCAGUGAGGAAAUCAGGUAAAAGAAGGCAAAAUCGAAGGAAAAAGGGAAGAACGCCAGCGAGGAAAUCAGGUAAAAGAAGGCAAAAUCGAAGGAAAAAGGGAAGAACGCCAGCGAGGAGAUCUGGUAAAAGAAGGCAAAAUCAAAAGAAAGGGAGAAAAGGAAAUUCUGUGAAAAGAAGAAAACCUAACAGAAAAAAUAGCAGAAAAGUUAAAAGAAAACGGAUUCCGAAGCGUGAAAAUAAGAAACCCAGGAAAUCUACCACAUUUAAGAAGAAACCAUUAUAUGAAAAAUAUAAUAAAGGAAAACAAACUUCAAGUCGUAAAACAAUAUCAACCGGAAGUAAAAGAAAACAGACACGAACAGUCUUGACACCUAUUAAAAUAACACUAUACAAUGAUAAUAAAAGUAAAACAAGCGAUAAAAAGGGAGCUAAGGCACCGAAAUCGAAUCGAAAACAGGAGGAAGAAUUGAAAUUACUCCAUCAAAUACUUGACUUAGAAAAGGGUAAAAAACAAAAGGUGGGAAAGAUAAAGUUAAAUGUGAAAAGUAAAAAGGUUAAUCCAAAAGUCAUUACAAAAAUUCCAAAGUCCAAGGGUAAAUCAGAGUCAUCGAAGGCAUUAGAAACAUCACAGCCCGUCAAGGGAAAUGAAAAUGAUGGUUUUGGUCUGUCUAACAUUAUACCUAAAAACAGCUUCCUCAUGUCGCGAGGAUCACCAGGGGUCGUGACUGUUGAUUUAACCACACUUGCUGUCCUACUAACUGCUGUUUUCUUAUUAAGUUAAAAAAACAUAGAAUAACAUUCAAAAUCACUGAAAAUAUUUGUAAAUAAACAUAAUAAUUUUU